This is a messenger RNA of Pyricularia pennisetigena, 1587 nucleotides long. RefSeq lists its product as uncharacterized. NCBI's taxonomy places the organism in Eukaryota, Fungi, Ascomycota, Sordariomycetes, Magnaporthales, Pyriculariaceae. The record is from RefSeq and is a predicted model, not a curated record. The transcript is spliced from 2 exons. The coding region runs from base 1 to 1587 and encodes 528 amino acids.
AUGACGGACCAGGCUCACGGGUCUUCACUUCUUCAGGCCCGUGAAGCUGCGCAUUUGCGCCGUCAUAACCACAACCACAACCACAACCGCAUUCAUAGGAGGGAGACCGGAGACGAUCACCAUCGUAAUCUGCAUCAGCAUCGCCGUCACCUCCAACAGCACAACCAACACGUUCGUUCACAUGCGGAUUCGCCCAUCACCCCACCGCCUUCCCAACAGCCGCAGCGUCGCCAAGUCCCCGACGCUGUGGAGUCGAUCAUUACCCAAGUUGUCCGGACCGUCUCGGUCAUCCAGUAUGUCGACGGGGUUGGUUUGCCCGUUGCAGUUUCCACCGUCUUUUCGCCAGCGCUCACCCAGAUUAUCGACCCAAUAACCGAUAUCACCGUGGACAGCUCCCUGUCUAACUUGCCGCUGCCGACGCUGCCUACACCACCCGUCCCGAAGCUGAGUUCCAGCAAUUCGGCUAGCGGAAAUGGCAGCGGCGGCAGUAUCGGCGCCACUCCCCCGUCGCAGACGGGUUCCCUGUCAUCGUCCUCGCGACCGCUUCUGUCGGUGACAUCCACUCCUUCUAGUGCACCGCCGCUGCCUACCACCCGACCGGGCAUUUUCAACUCGACGUCUUCCACUCGACUGUUCAACAACACCACCAUUCGGUCUCACUUCCUGAAUAGCUCCAGUAUUUCGGCGACAUCUCUCUCAACCUCGUCGUUGUCUGAAACCACCAUCACAUCUUCGACGUCAACAUCCUUGAGCUCAUCAUCUUUUACGACCUCACGAACGGCUGAUGUGGCAGGCGGUUUCGUCCCCAACGGUGCUGUCCCAGCCCCGACGUCGGCUCCGACUUCUGCAGCCGCCGGACCAGCCUCGGUGCCCCCUCCCACGGAAACAUUGGUAGGCGGCGUCGUAGGCGGCAUCUGCGGUAUGGCGCUGCUCCUCUUUGCGGUCGUCUUCAUUCUCAGGUGGCGCAGACGGCAAAUUAGCGACCACAGGAUGCUCCCCGACGGAACAGGCCGACCGGGCGACAAGAACAAAGGUUUUUCGAGCCGCAUGUCGGAGCGGGGCAUUUCGUUCGCUGUCCCAGCGGCCCUGGCAGCCUUAUCGGGCAAGAAGGCGAUAGCUCCCCCCGAGGGUGAGGAGAGAGGUUUUGUGCGCGUCUCGGGUCGCAAGCUUCCCUCGGUGUUCCACCAUGGCGGCGACGGCUUCACGAAUCCGUUUUCGGAUCCGCGGGACAGCACCAUUUCCGGCGGCGACCAGUCCAUCAUGUACCGUGACUCGCAGAUGUUCUUCUCCCCGCCGCUCGGCAGUGGACCCGAUGCCGGUUUUUCGCCCGGAGGCAGCAGGCUCAAGCUGGGUUCGCCAAUGCGCCCGGAGAGCGGUAUCCCCGUCAUACAGCCUGGCCCGGCUCGCACUCCUGUCGAAGAGGCCAUUUCGGCAUUCCCGGUGCCUUCUCCUGCUACUACGGCACUGAGGCCACCUCCGUCCCCGCUUCCGAACGAGCGAGACCCGCUCGGCCGGAGCCACCCGUCUCAGGAUGGGUCUCGCGCUUCAAGGCUGUCACAGUCUCGAUUCACUGAGAACAUGGCCUAA